This is a messenger RNA of Mercenaria mercenaria, 635 nucleotides long. RefSeq lists its product as uncharacterized. Lineage: Eukaryota; Metazoa; Mollusca; Bivalvia; Venerida; Veneridae. The record is from RefSeq and is a predicted model, not a curated record. Bases 86 to 613 code for a protein of 175 amino acids. The transcript has 4 exons.
UCAAAUCCAAGGCAGCAUCGACGAAAAAGUAGUAAACUUACUGAAGAUGAAAAGUGUUUAAGUUUUAAUUUUACCAACGAACAAAAUGGAAGAAGAAGGAAAGAAAAUGUCAUGUUAUGGGACAGUGGUCCUUAAUCCACAAGAGGAAGUUGGACUUUUGAAAAAUAUAUAUUGGCGAACAACCGACAUUUCUGACAAGCAUAUUGUCAAUGUUGGAGAAGAAACGGGAGUUUUCCAAGGAAUUAAAAGCUGGAGUCGCCAUGAACUCGAUCAACUGAUUGCAGGGCGCAAAUAUAACUGGUACGGGAAGAGGACUAGAAAUACUGUGGCCGAUGUGUUGAGCCCGUAUGAGAGAUUUUUCUGUUCCAAGACCGGAUACGAUGCCAAGAUACAUAGAGAUGACAGAAAAAGUGUGCAUUUGAUCGGCUGCUCUAUUCAUGAUGAGGAAACAAAGCGAUCGGUUCCUGUCCUUUCCUCUUCCACAUAUGGGAGCAGACUAAACCAACCUCUCGAGACUUUUAGUCGUACUCACGUGCGAAGAGAUCGCGUGAUCAAGGACUUCUAUUACAAGCGUGGCACUGGACUUCCCCCAAUUGAUAAUCUUAGAUUAUGAAUAAAUAAUUACUUCCUGUUAA